AUGCGCAUCGCAGCCGCUCAGCUCCAGAGCCUGAGCCGGGAGCUACUGCAUCUUCUCCAAUCGCACCCCGAAGGGAGAAGGAAAUCGCCCCUUUUGUUCCCUGCCCACGAGGCCAAGGGAUCUGGGAGCCGGGCCCAACUGGCCGCGACGCUGGCGGUGGCGGCGGUGAGCGCGCCGGAGCCCGCGCGGAGAACAUGCGGCGGGGAUGGGAGCGCGCCUAGCCUCGACGCGGGAGAGCCAGCCGCUCUGCCGCCGGCCGCGGGCCCCACCGCGACAGGCUGUCUGAACCCCAGACGUACCUGUGUGAAUCGGAGGGCUCGGCCCUGCGGUACAGCGGGCAGCCGGCAGAGGUCUGACUCCACCUCUCCACGAACACUGCCGGGAGCUGAAGUUAACCGCUGCGGUCACGACCCUAAACAUCGCGCGUGGCCGCUGCUGCGGUGGCCCGAGGGCGGGGCGGGGGCGUUGGCGAGCGUGGGCACCCGGCGUGUGUGCCUGGGGGUGGUUGCCUCGCUGGGGCCGGACGGGGUGAGGGGACGCGGAUCGCGAAGCGGGGGCGGCUCGGAAGCCACGCGAGCUGUACCCCCCUCCUCUCCAGGCGCGAGGCGAGGAGGUGCGGCGGCUGCGCGCCUCCGGGCGACCACCCGGCUGCUCUCGGGCGAAGCGGACCGGCCUGCGAGGCUCACGCGCGUUGGGCAGAGGCUCCCGGCGGUCGCGACCCGGGAGAUGAGCUGCGGGCUUUUCCCCGCAAGCUCUGUGGAGCGCGGACCGCGACGCCUUUCCCCCGCUUUUAUCACCUUUUGCAACUUCUGCACUGGUUCCCCGAGACCCCAGAAAGGGGUGGGAGGGAAAGGACUCCGAGCUCGCCGCUCGCGCCCGCGCUGCGAAAAAGAACAGCGCUGA
Messenger RNA from Rangifer tarandus platyrhynchus (Svalbard reindeer), 903 nucleotides. The record is from the annotation of a GenBank genome assembly. Lineage: Eukaryota; Metazoa; Chordata; Mammalia; Artiodactyla; Cervidae.